AGGAGGAGGUGGAGGAGGCAACCGGGACGCCGUCAUGGAGAUCCUGGACUCGAGUGAAAGCUUCCUGCACUGGGACCGCAACCUCAGCGAGCUGUCCGAGGCCGGAGACAUGGACUGUGCCCUCUACACAAACCACUUCUCGGAGCUUCUGGACGACCUCUCGCACGACGCUCUGCUGGGCCAGCUGCUGAGCGACCCCUUCCUGUCGGGGGUACGAGGCGGCGCCGGAGGCUCGGGGGCGGACGACGAGGAAGGCGACGGCGACCUGUGCCCGUCGUCGCCGCCGCCGCCGCACAUCGCCGCAGAGCACAGCUACUCGCUGUGCGGCGACAGCAGGCCGCAGUCGCCGCUUUCGCACCUGACCGGGGAGCGUGGCAGCGAUGCAGAAUCCGAAGGCGACUCGACCGAGUGGCCCAUGGAGCAGGACGACGGAAUGGAGGCUCUCCUGUGCGACGCGCCCUCCCUCCUGCCCGCCCUGGCCCUCGCCUUGGGCUCCGCCGCCGAGGUCCCCCAAGACGCCGCCAGCCCUGCUCAGAGCGCUCGCAGCCAGGAGAAAAGCGUCAAGGUCAAGGAGGAGAAGGUCUUCCCCCAGAUUAAACUGGAACCGCACGAAGUGGAUCAGUUUCUCAAUUUGUCCCCGAAAGGUCUGCAGAUGCCCCCCACCCCGCCCAGCUCGCACGGCAGCGACUCGGAGGGCGGCGGCCAGAGCCCCGUGCGCGGCCCCACCUCGCCCAGCAGCCCUGCGCCGGCGCAGCCCGGUCUCAAGGCGCCCGCCCGCGGCGGCUCUUCCUCCUCCUCGCUGUCCAACUCACCGCUGCUCACCGCUGCCCACAAACUUCAGGGCUCGGGACCUCUGAUGCUGACAGAGGAGGAGCGCCGCACGCUGGUGGCUGAAGGCUACCCGGUUCCCACCAAGCUGCCACUCACAAAAGCUGAGGAGAAAGCGCUCAAGAAGAUCCGCCGGAAGAUCAAAAAUAAGAUUUCCGCUCAGGAGAGUCGCCGGAAGAAGAAGGAGUACAUGGACACCUUGGAGAAGAAGGUGGAGACAUGCUCCAACGAAAACAACGACCUUAGGAGGAAAAUGGACACGCUGGAGUGCACCAACAAGUCUCUGCUGCAGCAGCUGCAGGCCCUGCAGGCUUCGCUGUCCGGAAAAGUGUCCAGGUCGUGUCGUGCGGUGGGCACGCAGACGUCGUCCUGCCUAAUGGUGGUGGUCUUGUGUUUUGCCCUCUUUUUGGGAAGUUUCUACCCGACCGGCCUCACCUCCGGCGCCGGCCCAGUCGCCGGCGGAGGCCAACUGGCGGUCAAAGAGUCGUACGCAGCAACAGUCAAAUCGAGAAGUCUGUUGUCCACCUCGGAGGACGAGCCGCUGCACCUGCUGGGCCUGGGUGGCGACUACCCCGACCGAUGGGAGGACGCCGACGUCACCGUGGUCAUGGCGGCGUGGCGGCGUUCGGGCGAGCAGCAGAAAAUGGCGGCGGAGGAGCCCGACUGGGCCGAGACGCGCCCGCCGCCGUUCAGGAGUCAAAGCAACAAAACCAGCUCGUCAAACAGCAGGUACAGGCCUCUGGAGCAGAGGGCGAAAAGCAUGGCGGUGGAGCGAAGCGUCAACGAGACCUCCUGAGGGACCCCCCCAGGGUUCGGCGUCCUUGAACAAAGCUCCCUCCCACUGGCCACGGCUGAGUCGCUGGGCUCCUUUCACCAAGUAAACGUGCACUGACUUGUUGAACUUGAUCGGCAUGCGCAUCCUGGCAAAUUCCCUUUCACCAUGAAUCAUGUCGCAUCUGUGGACAAAACAAGAGGGGACACGGCCAAGAAUAUAUUUAUAUUUUUCUUUUUUUUCCCCCGCCAAAGAUUAUUGCUCUCUUUUAUUAUUUGGUGUUUUUAUUCCAUUCCAGUGCCGUUCGUGUACAUCCUUUUUGAUAUUUGUCUUUAUUUUUUAUUUUAAUUAGUUCCUCGUUCAUAUCUUGUUUAUACGAUGACCAAAAUGUGCCUUUUUUUUUGUGCAUUUCCUACGCGGCUUUAUAGAAUAUUUGUAAAUGUUGACAGAGUACAACGCGGGAUGUUCAUAGUUUGCAUUUGUUAGCUUAGCACGAUGACGACACAAAGCACAUGGCCGCUAACAAUGACUUGGUGGAGAAAACCAGCUCGUGAAAGAAUGUGGUACCUUGUAGCCCCAUGUUAUGCUAAGCUAACUUCUUUGCAAACUUUCACUCACAAUUAUUCAAUUUUAAUAUCUAUUUUUGUAAAUACGAGUUGGUAAUAAGUGACAAUUGCCUCAUCCUCACUGUUUGGGCACAGCCAUCACAAUCUUAAAAAUGUCGAAUAGGAAUAUCAAGACAGACAUUGACAAGAACGCGAUGAAGUCGUCGUGACUGAAACGAGCAGCCGGUGGAGAGCGGUCUCUCCCAUAUGUUUAUUUUCUGUCUCUGUUUGUUUGUUUUGCUUGCAUAAUAAAGUAUUUUCCUUAGUAAAAGCAUCAA
Syngnathus acus (greater pipefish) is the source of this 2483-nucleotide messenger RNA. It is a transcript of the gene creb3l2, whose product is annotated as cAMP responsive element binding protein 3-like 2. Lineage: Eukaryota; Metazoa; Chordata; Actinopteri; Syngnathiformes; Syngnathidae. The record is from RefSeq and is a predicted model, not a curated record. Gene Ontology annotation, biological process: regulation of transcription by RNA polymerase II. Gene Ontology annotation, molecular function: DNA-binding transcription factor activity, RNA polymerase II-specific; cAMP response element binding. The coding region runs from base 35 to 1624 and encodes 529 amino acids. The transcript has 11 exons.